Molecule: messenger RNA, 9441 nt
Organism: Pseudopipra pipra
Lineage: Eukaryota; Metazoa; Chordata; Aves; Passeriformes; Pipridae
Gene: AKAP6
Product: A-kinase anchoring protein 6
Exons: 14
Coding region: 169-7197 (2342 amino acids)
Cellular component (GO): sarcoplasmic reticulum; perinuclear region of cytoplasm
Molecular function (GO): transmembrane transporter binding; protein kinase A binding
Source: RefSeq, a predicted model, not a curated record
UCUUUCCCAUAAUGAGCUGCAUCAUCUGAACUGAUGUCACAGCAUCAUGCAGCAGGUCACACAAGGCACCUCCUAGUAUUGCAUCUUACAGAUGUGCCGUAAACAUCAAAAGAGGAUGAUUUGAACAGGACAUGCUGUUUUUGAAAUAAAUAUGGUUUAGACUUUCCCAUGUUAGCCAUGGAUGUAGCAGUUGCUCCCAUGAGAACUCAAGAAUUGGAUUCGAUGCCGUCUGAUGCAUCUCCUAUGCUUAUAAACAUGACUCCUACAAUGGAACAAGAUGGGGAAGAGGAUGCCAUAAAGGAUCUUGAUUCUGGCCAGCAGUAUGAAAAGCCUCCUCCUCUACACACUGGGGCUGAUUGGAAGAUUGUUCUCCACUUGCCAGAAAUUGAGACCUGGCUUCGGAUGACAUCUGAAAGAGUCAGGGAUCUGACCUACUCUGUCCAGCAGGACUCAGAUAGCAAGCAUGUGGAUGUGCAUCUAGUACAGCUGAAGGAUAUUUGUGAAGAUAUAUCCGAUCAUGUUGAACAAAUUCACGCUCUACUAGAGACUGAGUUUUCCCUGAAGCUUCUGUCUUACUCUGUCAAUGUGAUAGUCGAUAUCCAUACAGUACAACUACUCUGGCACCAGCUACGAGUUUCUGUUCUGGUUCUGAGAGAGCGUAUUCUCCAGGGACUACAAGACGCCAAUGGAAACUACACCAGGCAGACUGAUAUUCUGCAAGCAUUUUCUGAAGAGACUAAGGAGGAUCGUCUUGACUCUUUAACUGAAGUUGAUGAUUCUGGGCAGUUAACCAUCAAAUGUUCUCAAAAUUACUUGUCCCUGGAUUGUGGUAUUACUGCAUUUGAACUAUCUGACUACAGUCCUAGUGAGGAUUUGCUUGGUGCUCUGGAUGAUAUGACCUCCAGCCAAGGGAAAGCAAAAUCAUUUGAAUCCUGGAACUAUAGUGAGAUGGAUAAGGAAUUUCCAGGACUUAUCAAAAGUGUGGGUUUACUUGCAGUAGCUACUGAUUCCAUUGCUUCCCAGUGUAAUGAAGCAUUAAAGGAUAAAGAAACCCAUGUACCUCUUUCAGCCGAAGAUGGAGAAGAAAGCAAAGACAAGAAAGCACCACAUGAUCUCUCACUAGCAUCUCCUUCUGCAAAUUCCUCUCUUUCUAAAGGACCUUGCUCUGAAAAUGUUAUUUUACCUACUGAGAGCAAACCAGUUUCCACAUCAAAGAAUCCAGAAUGCAGUCUUCCACAGCACACUGGUGAAAAAAUCAAACACUCUCACUGUGAAACCUCAACUCCCAAGAGGUCCAUAAGAGACUGCUUUAACUAUAAUGAAGACUCUCCUACGCAGCCUACACUGCCAAAAAGAGGUCUGUUUCUGAAAGAUGAUGUGUUUAAAGAUUGUAUGGAAGCUAAUGAUUUAAAAAGGCAAAUCUCUCAAAUAGUCAAAAAUGAAAUGAGUAGAAGUACACCCUCAUUGUUAGAUCCACCAGACAGGUCCAAGCUUUGCCUAGCUUUACAGUCACCCUAUACUAACAGUCCAUUUGCAGUUAGUCAGUCAUAUGAUUGCUUAAAUACAAUAAGUGAUAAAAAUCUUGAUUACACAAUAAAUAAUCACUUUAAAGACAGUCCCAUAAUUCUAGGAAAGUCUACUUUCUACACCUCUAAAGAAAAAUCAAAGCACAAGAAGUGUCAUGAUGCUCCAGAGAAAGUGAAAGCUGGCAGAACAUCUGGAAAUAUUUGUAAAACAGCUCCAUCAACAGAAGACAAAAAAGGAGGAUAUUCUCUACAGAAUGGAAUCACUCCUCAUAACUCUCAGGCUCUGGAGGAGACGGAAACAGAUUCUUCUGCAUCAUCAGAUUCUUGUAACCAGAAAGAUCCAAAUGGGCAAUCACAAGGUAAAACUGAGUCCUUUAGUUCACCAACACAUAGCCAAAAGACUGCUUCUUCAGCUGGUUCUGAGCUUUCCAACUCAUCCCCUCUUCUAUUGACGAGAAAGAAAAAUAAAAGCUUAUCCUCUACAACACACUAUACUCAAAAAACUGGGAAAGACAGUGAGGUGUGGUAUGGAUCUGAUGAAUAUUUAGCACUUCCUUCACAUCUCAAACAGACUGAAGUACUAGCUUUAAAACUAGAAAAUUUGACCAAGUUGCUGCCUCAAAAGCCCAGAAGAGAAACCAUUCAAAACAUUGAUGACUGGGAGCUCUCAGAAAUGAACUCAGAUUCAGAAAUGUAUCCAACAUACCAGACAAAAAAGCACAAAAAAAGGGGUAGAAUUUCACCAAGCUCUUCAAGUGAUAUAGUAUCCUCCUUAGGUGACAGUAUUGAAUCUGGGCCUCUCAGUGAUAUUCUCUCUGAUGAAGAUCUUUGUAUGCCUGUAUCUUGCAUUAAAAAAUACAUUGAAGAAAAGUCAGAAAGGACUGCUCUCACUCAGCCCACUGGGAAUGAGACUUCUGCUUCAAAUAAAUCAGCUUUAAUUCAUCAACUGAUGCAAGAUAUACAACAUCAAGAGAAUUAUGAAACCAUAUGGGAAAAAAUUGAGGGGUUUGUAAGCAAACUGGAUGAAUUCAUUCACUGGUUAAAUGAAGCCAUGGAAACAACAGAGAAUUGGACUCCUCCUAAAGCAGAGACAGACAGCCUUAAACUGUACCUGGAGACACACUUGAGUUUUAAGUUGAAUGUAGAUAGCCACUCUGCUUUAAAAGAAGCAGUGGUAGAAGAAGGACGCCAACUUCUUGAGCUUAUUGUAUCUCACAAAUCAGAAGGACUGAAGGACAUGCUGCAGAUGAUUGCAAGUCAGUGGAAAGAACUACAGAAGCAAAUCAAACGGCAACACAGCUGGAUUCUUAGGGCUCUGGAUAUCAUCAAAGCAGAAAUACUGGCUACUGAUGUGUCUGCAGAGAAUGAGGAAGGGACUGGGAGCCCUAAGGCUGAGGUUCAGCUAUGCUACCUGGAAGCACAAAGAGAUGCUGUUGAACAGAUGUCCUUAAAACUGUACAGUGAGCAGUACAACAGUAGUAGCAAGCGAAAGGAAGAGUUUGCUGAUAUGUCAAAAGUUCACACAGUGGGAAGUAAUGGCCUUUUGGACUUUGAUUCAGAAUACCAGGAGCUCUGGGAUUGGCUGAUUGACAUGGAAUCCAUUGUGAUGGACAGCCAUGACCUGAUGAUGUCAGAGGAGCAGCAGCAGCAUCUUUACAAGAGAUACAAUGUAGAAAUGUCAAUCAGGCACCCGAAAAAGAUGGAACUGCUUAGUAAGGUUGAAGCUCUGAAGAAAAGUGGUGUUUUACUACCAAACGAUCUCCUUGAAAAAGUGGAUUCAAUUAAUGAAAAAUGGGAACUGCUUGGGAAAACCCUAGGAGAGAAGAUCCAAGACAUAAUGGUAGGGCACAGUGGGUUGGGUCCACGUGACCUGCUCUCGCCUGAAAGUGGCAGCCUGGUAAGGCAGCUGGAGGUCAGGAUCAAAGAGCUGAAAGGGUGGCUGAGAGAUACAGAGCUUUUCAUCUUCAAUUCCUGUCUGAGACAAGAAAAUGAAGGAACAAUGAAUGCUGAGAAACAACUGCAGUAUUUUAAGUCUUUAUGCUCUGAGAUCAAACAGAGACGUCGUGGGGUAGCCUCUGUGCUGCGAUUAUGCCAGCACCUCCUGGAUGAUCAGGAGACCUGCAACCUAAAUGCAGAUCACCAGUCCAUGCAGUUGAUAAUUGUAAACCUCGAGAGAAGGUGGGAAGCUAUUGUCAUGCAAGCUGUCCAGUGGCAAACAAGGCUACAGAAGCGAUUAGAAAAAGACUCGGAGCCUCUGAAUGUUAUUGAUCCCAGUCUGAUGGAUCUAAAUGGUCCAAGUGAAGAUGCACUAGAAUGGGACGAAACUGACAUAAGCAAUAAGCUGAUCAGUAUUCAUGAAGACUUAAGCGAUCCUGAUCAGGAGCUCAAGAAGGAUGACCUAAACCAGAAACCUGCUUCAGGAGAAUGUGGUGAUAAUGAUGUGAAUGAAGACGAAAGUAUCAGUAGUCGUGGAAGUCCUCUUUAUUGUUCCAACAUUACUUCCCCUCCAAAUCCUCAUGUCUAUCAGGUCUAUAGUCUUCAUAAUAUUGAAUUAUCAGAAAAAAACCACAUACCUUUUUUGAAAAAAACAUCCAGACUCUCCAAUGUAACACAGUCUAACAUUUUAAACAAAAGUCUUAGUAAAGACUCAUCAUUUUCAUCUACCAAAUCCCUGCCAGAUCUAAUAGGGGGGACCACACUGACAAAACCUUAUACCUAUAUGUAUCAGAGUGGAAACAUAAGCAGGCAUUCUGAGAGUGAGAGUGGGAUAGUGAGUGAAUGUGAUACAGAAACUACAAAUAAUUCAGAAAUUUUUUUGCUAAAUGAUAUUGAAAGCACUCAGAGUAAUCCUGAAAUUGGGCAUGUGGAAAGUCAAGUGGAUGAUGUAAUACAUCAAAAAAUAAAGCAAGAUGAAGAAGACCAUGCUAGUCUCUCAGACGAUUUCCAGUUGGCACCUUCUGCAUGUUGUGGAAGUGAAAAUGGUGAGGAUUUGGACAACAUUACCAUGUCUAACCCUGUUUCUCUAGAAGAAUUGCAAGGAAAACAUGACGUGUUUACAUUUUAUGAUUACUCAUAUCUUCAAGGCUCCAAAUUCAAAUUACCAGUGAUAAUGAAACAAUCACAAAUUGAAAAAACACAUACAGAGGGUAGUUUGUUUAAUGACAUUUGUUUUGAUAAAAUGCCUGGUAACUCUGAACAUAAGUCUGUAGAGUCACAACCAGAUGAGUUUAUUCAUGACCAUACUCUGGCAAGUAUUUGUGGAGAAUCAGAUCCCAAUUGCUGCAAAUCUGCAGAAACUGUAAGAAAAUUUACUCUUACAGAGAAUACAAGACUGGUUUCAGCUUUAUCUCGUAGUUCUUCAUUAGAAUCUCUGUCUGUAGUAGGGGAUUUAUUCAGCUCAGGUAUUUUUAAAAGUGGAGAUGGUCUUCAGCGAAGUACCUCUUUGGAGAGCUGGCUGACUUCCUACAAAAGCAAUGAAGAUCUUUUUAGUCAUCAUGGCUCAGGAGACAUAAGUGCAAGCAGUGAUUCCGUUGGAGAGCUCAGUAAAAGGACAUUAGAUCUUUUGAAUCGCUUAGAGAAUAUCCAGAGUCCUUCAGAUCAAAAGAUAAAGCGCAGCAUCUCUGAUAUAACACUCCAAAGUAGCUCUCAAAAAAUGUCUUUUACUGGACAGCUGUCUCUAGAUGUUGCAUCUUCGAUCAAUGAAGAUUCAGCAGCUUCUCUCACCGAACUCAGCAGCAGCGAGGAUCUUUCUCUCUGCUCUGAAGACAUUGUACUGCACAGAAAUAAAAUACCAGAUUCAAAUGCAUCAUUUAGAAAACAUCUUAAUAGGUCUGUAGCUGAUGAGAGCGAUGUCAAUGUCAGCAUGAUUGUUAACGUCUCCUGCACUUCUGCUUGUACUGAUGAUGAAGAUGACAGUGAUUUGCUUUCAAGUUCCACUCUUACCUUAACUGAGGAAGAGCUAGGUAUCAAAGAUGAAGAUGACGACUCCAGUAUAGCAACUGAUGAGGAUAUUUAUGAAGAAUGCAAUUUAAUUUCAGGACUUGAUUAUAUAAAAAAUGAACUCCAAACCUGGAUUAGACCAAAAUUUUCUUUGACAAGGGAGAAAAGAAAAAGUAACCUCUGUGAUGAAAUUCAGCACAGUAAAGAAGUUAGUAACGAGACAUCUAAAGCCACAGAUACAUUAAGCAUUGAAACACUAUUGAAUUGUUCAGUACAGAAAAUGUCAGAAAAUAAUGGCAAUAGUAAGAAUAUACCAUGUGAUCAUGAAAAAGGGACAAAGAGUCACCCAGUGAAAGACAUCUCCCAGGUUGUGAAGGAUCAGCUUGUGGAUGAUAUGGAGAAUGGCAAUGUUGAAAAUACUCUUGGCAGUCAAAAGGAAGGUGUUGUUAAAAUAGCAGCAACACCCAAAACUCAUGCAUCACUUGAUGUUAGAGAAGCUGAAAAUGAAGGUUGUGUCUGUGAAGCAUUUACAGACAGUUCAGAUGAUUCACGUAUGGACAGUAAAGAGACUAUUCAGUCCUCAGCUGGAUUCAGAAACCCUCCAAAAGAAUGUCAAAGUCAUCUUCAACCUGAUCAUAACUCUGUUGCUUCCUCUCCUGCUAAAAAGCCUUGUCUUGAAUCUUCCUCAGAAAUUAGUUCUGUAGACAUGCAAGGUACAGCUUUACAGGCAUCCUUGCCUAAUGGUCAACAACACAGAACAAGCAUUACUGAAAAAUUUGCUGAUUGCUGUGCUACCUUGAAAUCCAGUAAAGCAGAAUGCAUUUCCUCAGCCAAUGAUCUUGAUUUGUGCUGUAACUGUGAAUCUGCUGAUUUUGAUAAAAAACCCAUGGAGGAUGGCUCAGUACACAAUUUUGUGAAGGAGAUAAUAGACAUGGCAUCAACAGCUUUGAAAAGUAAGUCACAGCCUGAAUGUGAGUCAUCUGCUCCAGCUUCAUUAGCACAGAUCAAGGAAAAAGUGUUAGAACACUCUCAUAGACCCAUCCAUCUAAGAAAAGGGGACUUCUAUUCUUACCUUUCACUUUCUUCUCAUGAUAGUGACUGUGGAGAAGUAUUCAAAUACAUAGAGGAAAAGAGCAGCACUCCUGUGCCACUGGACUUCACAGAUGAGAGAGAAAAUAUUGAAUGCUUUUUUGAAGCCUGUCCUGAGGAAGAAUGGGUUGAGCAGCAGCAAUCCAUUUCUACUGGUUCUCCUGAAGCACAAGUUGAGCAGCAGCAACCUAUUUCUAACCCUAUUUCUGAAACAUCUGCAGAGCCACUAGGUGAAGUGACUCCAGAGUCAUUAGAAGUUAAAAGUUCACCUGAAGGUAGGGAUUUAUCUUUUUUAUGUGGGAAUGACAAUAAUAUCAAUGUCCCAAAUCCUAACAAACAUAAUGCAUCAAACAAUUUGAAAAAUGCUGAUGAUGAUUUGCUGAUUUCAGAUGGACAGACUGAAAGUUUUGAAAAGAAUUCUCCAGAGCUUAGCACUAAAAAGAGUAUUACAGGGAAAUCAUCUGGAACUGAAGAGCACAAAGGAUGUGUUGCUGCUUCUGAAGAGGCUUCAGCUAUAGAGUUUCAGAUAAAGCCUGGCCAUUCGCAGAAAAAGGACGUUUUGCAUCAGAACAGAAAAACUCUUACUUGUGAAGAAAAUCUCCUGAAACUUCAUAAGGAAAGACAUAUAAAUAUGCACAGAUAGAAUGUAACCAUCUCAAGGCACGUACAUUAUUCUAGAAACAGGUAGGUGAAAGAUUUUUUUUUAUGGAACAGUGCCUCUGCACCAUUGUUACGGUAAGAAAGUUAGAUGAUAUCUCUAUGUCUUUACAGUUUGUGCUGUUCAUUGUAUCCGUGUGUACACAUCAGCAUACAAACACAUACAAAUAUACAUGAGGUAUAUAAUAUAAUCAUAUAUAAAAAUAUAUUCAUAACAAUAUAUAUCAUAUAUAUAAUUCAUAUAUAUAUGAAAUUGUUUCUCUUUGGAUUGCAAUAAACUCAGAUGCAGAGUCGCUGUCAGAUAGCAUCUUGACCUGCCUUGGUUAUAGGAUACACAGAUGACAUAGCCUUCUAUGUCACAUAUUUUAGUUUCAUUCCAAUUCCCUUGUGUUAAGGAAAACAAGAUUUUUUUGUUUUGUUUUGUUUUUUGGGGGGUUUUGUAGGGUUUUUUUGGGUUUUUUUUUUUGCCUUGAAGACAUAGGGAACAAUGUUGUAAAUUUUCCUGUGCUGCAGUGCACAGUAAAGGGGUUAUUAAUGUUUAGGCCAGACCAAACUAAUACUUGGCUCAAGACGAUUAACGGGGACUGUCAAGUUCUUAGCCAAGUCAAUCUCCUUCACUGACAAGUUUCUACAAACUCAUUCCUAAUAAUAGUAUCACUUUGAGAGAGAUUUUGGCCAAAAAAUGACAUGUGAUCUAUUGCCUUCAGUGCUGUGUGUCUGAUUUUUCGAACUCGCCCUGUCUUUCGUGCCUUUUCUACCAACCUGAAAUACUUACAUUUUUCAUAUGGCUACUGUUUGCUCUGUAAAUACAUGCUCAUCCCUGGUAUUAGAAGUGUCCUUAAGGACUAUACCAUAAGUGAACUUGUCAUCACUUAGGUCUGUGCACUGGAAGAAUUCUAAGUGCUUCAGUGCUUAAAAAAUGGAAUUUCCUUUGCAAUAGCAAGUAUUAUUACUUUAUUUUUGGUGAGUUGGGAAAUAAGCUAAGUUAAAAGUGAAGUUAAAAUUGUAUAAAUCAGUAAUUUUAAAGUACAAAUACUACUGUGAUACUGUAGUUAUUGUCAAACUAAUUCUUAAAACUUACAAGAAUUACAGAAUUAUAUCAUGCUUAAAAUAAAUAGUAUGAAAAGAACAGUUAGACAAGUAAAUACUUUUACCUCUGCUUUACGUUGAGCCCAUCUCUCAUGGGACAUUCUGGGAGUGGAAGGGAAAAUAAUCUUUAAAACACAUGGAAUAUUUUAAAGAUUUUUCUCUUUCUUGCAAUUAGUGUGAGGAUGUUUUAAAUGCAGCAAUGAUCCAGUUGUAGCAUUUUCCAAGCCUUAUGAGAGUGACAGGGAAAGGAAAACAUAUUUGACAAGAUUUCAAGCAAUCAUGGAAAACCAGAAACCAUUCUUGAUGAACUUCAUUUACAAAAUUAAAAAAAAAUCAGACUCUGGAAGAACUGAUAAUGAAUAUCAAACAUAUACUCCAAAUCUUUUCCUUUUUUUCAGGAAGAGAUAUACGCUACUGGAAAUAACGAGCCCUUAGACAAGGUGGUAUGGCAAUUUCUCAUACAGGCUGUGGUGCAUAUAUACCUGAAUUUCUGCUCUAUAGCUUUUGAAUCAAAAGUCUGAACCCCGAAUUCACUUUAGCGGGCAUGGGUUCUGUUGUUUCUUCAUAAGGAAGAGGACCAAACUUGAUCUGAGAAACAUCUGCCUCUAACAAGCUUGAAAAAGAAAUUGUGGCAAGCAGAUUUUAAAUGAUAUACAAUGACAGACAAAAAAAAUUAUAAAUGGAAAAGAAAACAAAAAAGCAAUCUUUCUGUAAAUCCUAGUAGUCCUCUGCCAGUAGUCUAAUCAAGAAUACUCCAAGCUAUGUAGGAUUAUUAUAGUUCUAUUAAUUGGUCCUGACAUGGUGAUGUUAGACAAAUCUAUGCCUCUCUAUAGUUUUUACUUUACUUACCUCAAAGUAGGGCUUUUCAAAGUGCUGAAAGGACUAUGGAAAUGUCUUUUCAAUGGUUAAAAUGGUUGCAUGAAUCAGAAAAACAACACAACCCCAUAGUUCUGUUGGCAUGAUGAGUAUCUGUGCUGGCUCAGCUAAUCAGUGAUGCUUUUGGCCAUAUUUUGUAGAGGCAAAGCCUUUAAAAAAUUUUCAUGCAUGUAGAGCUCAAUUUUCCACUAUUAUUGUGACUACUAAAGAAAGCUGUCUUUGUAAGGAGCUUGCUUUAAAUGUGAACAUAAAUGUCUCUCAAACC